ACCCACUUCUUCUGGAAAGUGUGAUCCAUCUAAACACCGGCCAGUCUCCUCAGGGCUUCUGGACUUGCAAUAUGUGGCCAAGGAUGGACUCUCUAUCACUGCCCAUUUAUUUCUUUGCCAUCGUGCUGACACCCUGCCAUGGCUUCAGUUUGGAUACCGAACAUCCCACCACUUUCCAGGAAACAGCAACGGGCUUUGGGCAGAGCGUAGUGCAGCUCAGAAGUGGAGCAAAUGCGGGGCUGUUUGUGGGUGCCCCGCUGCAAGAGGGGGAUGUGAACGAAAGAGGGAAACUCUACAAAUGCCAGCAUGUGCCAAACAAAUCAGGCGGAUGCCAGGAGGUCCCUUUGCAGAUACCCGACGAUGCAGUGAACAUGUCUCUCAGUUUGUCCCUCUCCGCCAGUGACUCCCAGUUGCUGGUGUGUGGUCCCACAGUGCAUCAGACGUGUGGGAAACACAUAUACCUCAAGGGCUACUGCUUUCUCUUGGACCAGAAUCUGAGGCUGACCAAACGCUUUCCUGAGCAUCUGCCAGAAUGCCCCAAACGGCUCACUGACAUAGUUCUUCUGAUAGACGGUUCAGGGAGCAUUGCAAGAAAUGAUUUCUCACAGAUGAAGACAUUUAUAUCUGAGGUCUUGAAGCGUUUUCAAAAUACCAAUACGCAGUUUGCCUUGUCCCAGUACUCUAACCUCUAUCAAGAACAGUUUGACUUCCUUACGUUCCAGAGAACCCCAAAUCCUGAUGUACUAAUUAGACAAAUCCGGCAAUUGGGUGGGCAGACUUACACAGCUACAUAUAUCCAGAAAGCAGUACGUGAGCUUUUUGUCCAAGCUAAAGGAUCCCGCAGUGAUGCCUCAAAGAUUCUCAUUGUGUUAACAGAUGGAGUGAAAUACGGAGACCCCCUGACAUACACCACUGUGAUACCAGAGGCUGCCGAAGCUGGCAUCAUCCGUUUCGCCAUUGGGGUGGGGAAAGCAUUCAGUAAAGACACCGCCUAUGAAGAGCUUGUCACUAUUGCCUCUGCACCGGCCUCAGACCAUGUCUUCCGGGUGGACAAUUUUGACGCCCUCCAUGACAUCCAGAACAAACUUCAAGAUAAAAUUUUUGCCAUUGAAGGUACAGGAGUCCAAAACAGCAGCUCUUUCCAGUUAGAGAUGUCCCAGGAUGGAUUUAGCACCUUGCUGAGCCCGGGAAGUUCCGUGUUGGGGGCAGUAGGAGCCUAUGAUUGGUCUGGAGGGAUUUUCCAAUAUGGAGAAUUUGGCAGUUCAAAUUUCAUCAAUGUAACCAGCUCAGCAAAGGAUAUGGAGGAUGCUUAUCUUGGUUAUUCAGUGCAGGCAGUUCGAACGGGCAACUCGAUUAGCUACGUGGUGGGGGCCCCUCGUUACCAGCAUGCCGGCAGGGUCAUUUUGUUCAGCGAUGAAAAUGGGGCGUGGAAGCCAAAAUCAGAGCUGUCUUCAAAGCUGCCCCCCCAGAUUGGCUCGUACUUUGGGGCUGCACUUUGCUCUGUGGACCUUGACAGAGACACCAACACGGACCUGGUUCUCAUUGGUGCUCCCAUGUACUAUGACAGCGUGGCAGGUGGGAAGGUCCACGUCUGCCACAGACAGGGGGACACGUUUCUCUGCAACAAGGAAUUGAAGGGGGAGGCCAAACACCCCCUGGGCCGCUUUGGAGCCAGCAUAGCGGAAAUAGGUGAAAUCACUGGGGACCGAUGGACAGAUGUGGCAGUUGGGGCUCCAAUGGAGGAGGAGAAUCGAGGAGCCGUGUACAUAUUCCGGGGGAGCAGCAGAUCCAUCAAGCUGGCCUACAGCCAGCGCAUCCCAGGCUCUCUGCUUUCCAGCGGGCUUCAUUACUUUGGCCAGGCCAUUGGGGCUGGUUCGGACCUUACAGGAGACGGACUCCCAGACGUAGCCGUGGGGGCUGAGGGGCAAGUGAUGCUGCUGAGGUCUCGCCCUGUGCUCCAAGUAGUGCGCAGGAUCACCUUUGCCCCAUCUGUGAUCCCCAUCUCUGCCUUUGAGUGCCAGGGCCAGGAUGUACUGAACAAGGAGAUCAGCACGGCUAACAUUUGCUUAAACAUCAAGGUGGACCCUCGGUUUACACAAGGUAACAGCAUUUUGAGCACCGUUCAGUACACCUUGGCUUUGGAUCCUGGACGAAUAAAGGCUCGGGCCACUUUUGUUGAAGGUUCAGACUCCUCCACCAUCACUGAAGAGGUGCAGCUGGGCUUGAGGGAAAAGUGCAAGAACUAUCGCAUAAAGUUGCCGACUUGCAUAGAAGACAGCCUCACGCCCAUAAAUCUCCGGUUGAAUUAUACCCUGAUAGGAGAUUUCAUUCCUGGUACUGACAACCUGAGAGCCGUCCUAAGUGAAGAUGAGUCCCGUCAGUCUACAGCAUUGCUGCCUUUUGAAAAGAAUUGUGGCAAAGAUGGAGUCUGUAAAGAUGAAUUAAAAACCUCCUUCAAUUUCUCAGGCCUGCCUGUACUGGUAGUGGGCCUGACCCCUGAGCUGAAUGCUACAGUCUUCAUCCGGAAUGAUGGAGAGGAUUCCUAUGGCACCACCCUGACUUUCGUAUACCCUUCAGCACUGUCGUACCGCAAAUUGAUGCUACUGCAGUCCAACAGGAAGUAUGUGGUCAUUAAAUGUGCCUCCAUCCCUGCCACAGAGGAGGACCCUGUGAGGAACACCACCUGUGACGUCAAUCACCCCAUUUUCCGGAGCAGUGCUGAGGUUAUCUUCAUUACCACCUUUUCCAUCUCCCAGGAAGCAGAUUUGGGGGAUAUGGUGCAGAUCAAUGCCACUGCUGGCAGUGAAAACAAUGGCCUCACCACACAGGACAUGAUUCACCAAGCAAAGCUGCCUGUCAAAUAUGCUAUCUAUGUUUUCGUCAAUGUGGGUGAUGAGUCAACCAAGAAUGUCAAUUUUUCUGCUGGCCAGGAAGACAAACCUGAGCUUGUGGAACAUCGAUAUAAGGUGAAGAACACGUAUCGGCGAAAAGUUCCCGUCUCUGUGAAAUUUCAGUUUCCUGUGCAGCUGAAUGGCACAUCGGUUUGGAAUGCAUCUCUGGGCAUGCUCCCUGAGCAUUUCAACCUGGUUUCUUGUGUCCCUGAAAAAGAGACUCCAGGGCCUGAGGAUUUUGUGGAGCAAUUAAAGAAGCGUUCUGUUCUGGACUGCUCUGUGGCUACUUGUAAAACAAUUCGUUGUGACAUUCCAUCCCUGGAGCUGCAGAAACCUCUGGACUUCUGGAUCAAGGGGAACAUCAGUUUCAAGUGGAUCUCCCAGACCCAGCAGAAGGCAGUGACCCUGGUGAGCACAGCACAGAUAUCCUACAAUGAUAACAAAUAUAUCCAAAAGGAGGGCUUUGUACAGAACCAGGCGAAGACCGUGGUGGAGUACAUGGAGGUCUAUAACUACCUGCCCAUCAUUAUCGGCAGCAGUGUGGGCGGGCUCAUCCUCUUUGCUCUGAUGGCUGCUGCGCUAUACAAGCUUGGCUUCUUCAAACGACAGUACAAAAAUCUGAUGGCUGAAGGAGAAGCUGGUGGCAUUGCGGGAGCUGAGCCUCCACAAGACAGCGACAUCGAUACUAGUCCUGCUGCUACCAAAGGAUAACCAGACCUAUGCGCCAUGUCUUCUCUAGGAUCUCUUCCGGCAUGUCCACAACACUGAAAUGGCCCACUGCACGAAACAAGAAGACUGCUUCUUCACGUUACGCUUUCCUUAUAUGGAAAGUUUUGAUUGUAGGAAAUGACCUGCUACUUCAACACCCAAGUUCACAUGUGUGUUCGCUGCACACAUGCCAAGAAGUUGCACCCAACUGAGACUUCCCAGUGUGUGUAUACACGUGGGAUUGUCACAGGUGAUAGCUUACAUACAACCAGCAGAUCAUUUCUUACACAGAAAUGCUUUCAUUGCAGGAAAAUAUGCCUACCAUCGCUUUGAUAAUGAGGAAUCAUGGAUUCUAAUCUCUGUAGCCUUGGGGGUGGGGUGGGGGUAGUGAAGAGCAAUCAUACGUUGAAAAAAUGUUAGUGUGAGAAAAAUACCUUUGCAUCAUAUUCAGCACCAAAGUUCAGCAUCAUUAUGUGUGUAUCAAAAUCAAGGGCAUAGACCGUGUCUAGUGCCAUCUUAGCUACUUGAAGGGGACUGUGGUCAAGGAGAGAGGCAUGAGUGUUUUGCACAAAGUAGUGGGUUUGACACCAGAAGAAAUGGUGAGGAGUCAAGUCUGGUGUUGAACUUACACUGUUGUCCUAUAUGUUUCUUAAAUGUAUAAAGGCCUGUUUAAAGGGCAGUUUUCUUGUUCCUUAGAGUAGGCCCCAGAUGUAUUGGGCAACUCUGCUGGGUAUCACGCAGGCAGGCACCAAUACACAUGAUAAUAAUAGCUAGACGUCUGAUGCUGAUAAGGGUGCAAUUCUCUUGUUAAGCAGCUGCCUAAUUUCCUCUCUUUGCUUUACUUUUCUAUCACAUUGAGAAAAUGAGGAUUCCCCCCCCACUCCAUGUUGGAAUCUAUUAGUCAUAGGGAAAGGUAAUUCAUUUAGCUGCCUCUGAUGUUACAAGCGUUGGAAAGGGGUAUAUGUAACUGAGCUGAGGCCUAACCAAUUUGGCUUUGCUUCAGAGGGAAUGUGCACAACCAACCUGGCAAACUUGGGAUUCGAGGAACAAUCUUCAUUUGCUGUUGAUGUGGGACUCCAGCAAGUGCCACCAGCACACUGGGAGGCGCCCGCUCCAUGGAACGAAGAGAUGUGUGAGCUUUCUUUGUACUUUUAUUCUGCAUCCGUUAAUAAACUGUCAAUAAACUGUCAUUCCUUUCACAA
Molecule: messenger RNA, 4801 nt
Organism: Elgaria multicarinata webbii
Lineage: Eukaryota; Metazoa; Chordata; Lepidosauria; Squamata; Anguidae
Product: integrin alpha-M-like
Exons: 30
Coding region: 72-3602 (1176 amino acids)
Biological process (GO): cell adhesion mediated by integrin; integrin-mediated signaling pathway; cell-matrix adhesion
Cellular component (GO): external side of plasma membrane; integrin complex
Molecular function (GO): integrin binding
Source: RefSeq, a predicted model, not a curated record